CUCUAUUGUGGGUGUUUGGACGGUUGGUGGUUUCAGGAAGGCUGGAUUCUCAUCUGUCAUCAACUUGAAAUGGAGACUCGCGGAAUAAUAAAAGCCUUCCCAAAAGUGAAAAGACAUCGACCACAUGAGGGUAAAGACGCUCCCCCAGUCAAGAAACCUCCAAGUCAACCCAUCACUGGGAACAUAUUUCAGGGUGUCUGCAUCCACAUAGUCCCUGCUGGCAUAGGAAAUGCCCGGUGUGACAUAUUCAAGCAGCAGAUCGUGCAGAAUGGAGGCCAGGUGGAAGCUGCUUACAGUCCCAGGUGCACACACGUGGUCGUGGACGAGUCGGUGGACAGGGAGCGAGCGUCAAGGCUGCUGAAGAUGGAAACCUUUCCCCCUGCUGUGCAGCUGGUAAAGUGCACUUGGCUGAGUUCUUGCAUCUCUGAGAAGAAGCUUCUGAGCACAGAAGACUACAGGCUCCAUCCAUGUGACCGUCCUCAGGACUCUCCCGCCGAGGAGCCAAAGCAGAGCUUUGUCAGCCGCAUCCCUGUUCUUGAUGAAAUGCAGCCACCAGAUCACAAAUCAGCUCUGGAAGAUCCAGCUGACGUGUUGCCAGAGACACAGGAAGAACCCCUGGAGGAAGACACCGUGUCACAAAACGAUCUGGAGGCUCUAAUCAGCGGGGUUAAACCCGAUUCUGCCGCUUCACCUCACACGCAGAAUCUGUCAGAAAAAGCAAAGGUGCUGGGAAAGUGGGUGUGCGCCCAGUCGUCUCAGGCAAAGAGCCAAAACCACAACAAGCACCUCACCGACAAGCUGGAGCAGCUAGCCAAAGCCUAUACACACACAGGUGAUAAGUGGAGGGCGCUAAGCUACUCGAAGGCAAUUAACGCGCUCAAGAGCCAUCCCAAGUCGAUCUCUUCAUACGAGGAAGCUUGUAAGAUCCCAGGCAUUGGCAAGAGCAUGGCUGAUAAGAUCAUGGAGAUCAUGGAGAGUGGGCACCUGAGGAAACUGGACAAUUUGGGGGAGUCCGUGUCCGUCUUGGAAACGUUCACUAACAUCUGGGGCGUUGGCGCAAAGACCGCUCAGCUUUGGUACCAACAGGGGUUUCGUACACUGGAGGAUAUCCGCACCAAGGCCACUUUGACUCACACGCUCAGAAUUGGCCUGAAGCACUACGACGACUUCCUCGAUCGAAUGCCAAGAAGUGAGGCAGCUGCCAUCGAGAAAACGGUAAGAGAGGCGGCACACAGCGUGAACCCAGAGCUGCUGGUGGUGGCAUGUGGCUCGUACCGCCGCGGGAAGCCCACAUGUGGAGACGUGGAUGUGCUCAUCACUCACCCAGACGGCCAUUCACACAAGGGCAUCUUUAGCAAAGUGCUCCAGAUUCUCCAUCAGAGCGGCUUCUUGACUGAUGAUUUGGUGAGCCACGAGGAGAAUGGAGAGCAGAAGAAGUACAUGGGUGUAUGCGUCCUGCCAGGCCCGGGUCAGCGCCAUAGGAGACUCGACGUUAUUGUGGUGCCACACGAUGAAUUCGCCUGCGCACUGCUUUACUUCACAGGUUCGGCCCACUUCAACCGCUCCAUGCGUGCACUCGCCAAAACCAAAGCCAUGAGCCUGUCGGAACACUCCCUGAACUCCGGCGUGGUGCGUGAGCGUAGUGUCAAGGUGGUCCCGGGUUUGGCGCUGAGCACGCCUACUGAGAGGGCGGUCUUUGAGCACCUGGGCAUCCCAUACAGAGAGCCUCAUGAGAGAGACUGGUAGCAGAAUAAAACUGAAUGCAUGUACUAUCUGCUGUACCUCUCAAUCCCAAAGAUAUGUUUAAAUCUUUCUGUGUUUUAGAUGUUAAAUCAUGAGUUCUGCAUAACUGGGAUGGAGCACUCCAGCUGUAAUGCAUCGCUGGAGUGCUUCAUCCAAGGAAAUAAUCAAUUAUGGACACUCUGUAAGAAUAUAUAUUUUUAGCUUUUUAUCUUAAAAUCCUAGAAACUACAACAUGUAAAUGAGACACUAGAAAAGUUCUCCUUAAACACUCUUUUUAACUAUGUUUCCAGAUACUGUAUGUAUUUAUUGUGCUGCUUAAUGAUUGACAUUUAUAAUGCAAUUUAUUGAUUUUAAUAGACAUACAGUAUGUAUGAGGAAAUGAUGGUAUGAGGGCUAGAUGGUUUGAAUGUAGUCCAGUUUUGGUUGCCCUAUAAAAUAGCUAUGGCACAGUUUCUUAGCCUCAGCCUUGCCAGAUGACUUGAAUAGUUUUUAGGAUGUAACACAUUGCAUGCAAUAUUUCCAUAAUGCAAACAUUAUUAAAUUAUUGCAAAAUACA
This is a messenger RNA of Clarias gariepinus (North African catfish), 2299 nucleotides long. It is a transcript of the gene poll, whose product is annotated as polymerase (DNA directed), lambda. Gene Ontology annotation, molecular function: DNA binding; DNA-directed DNA polymerase activity. The record is from RefSeq and is a predicted model, not a curated record. The coding region runs from base 70 to 1746 and encodes 558 amino acids. Gene Ontology annotation, biological process: double-strand break repair via nonhomologous end joining. Lineage: Eukaryota; Metazoa; Chordata; Actinopteri; Siluriformes; Clariidae. The transcript has 9 exons. Gene Ontology annotation, cellular component: nucleus.